AUGGACACGGACGAUGGUGAAUCUUCAAGCAGCGGGCCUAUGUCCAGCUUGAAUAGCUUAUUUUCUUUCACAAGCCCCGCUGUAAAGAAAUUGCUUGGGUGGAAACAGGGCGAUGAAGAAGAAAAAUGGGCAGAGAAAGCCGUGGAUAGUCUGGUUAAGAAGUUGAAAAAACGAAAAGGUGCUAUUGAAGAAUUGGAGCGUGCUUUGUCCUGUCCUGGAACGCCCUCAAAAUGUGUAACAAUUCCACGAUCAUUGGAUGGCAGAUUGCAGGUAUCCCACCGCAAAGGUCUCCCACACGUGAUUUACUGCCGAGUGUGGAGAUGGCCAGACCUACAGAGCCACCACGAGUUGAAACCUCUAGAAAUCUGCCAAUACCCCUUCAGCGCCAAACAGAAAGAGGUUUGCAUCAACCCAUACCACUAUAAACGGGUCGAAAGUCCCGUACUACCUCCAGUCUUAGUUCCUCGACAUUCCGAGUUCGCGCCGGGACAUUCGUUGUUACCUUUUCAAAGAACCACCGAACCGUCUAUGCCCCACAACGUGUCCUACUCGGGGUCAGGUUUCCCACCUUCGGCGUCAUCCGAAUUACCUGAUACACCUCCACCGGCUUACUCCCCACCGUCCGAUGACUCCGAACCGCCCGGGGAAGUCGCUCCGGUUUCCUACCAGGAGCCUCUCUAUUGGGCCUCCGUCGCCUACUACGAGCUGAACUGCAGGGUAGGAGAAGUAUUCCACUGCAACUCCCACUCGGUCGUGGUCGAUGGAUUCACAGAUCCGUCGAACAAUAGCGAUCGGUUCUGCCUCGGCCAACUCAGUAAUGUGAAUAGGAACUCGACUAUUGAAAACACUCGACGUCACAUAGGAAAAGGAGUUCAUUUGUACUACGUAGGCGGAGAAGUGUACGCGGAAUGUUUGUCGGACGCUGCGAUAUUUGUCCAAAGUCGGAACUGCAACCAUCAUCAUGGCUUCCACCCUUCCACAGUGUGUAAAAUCCCACCCGGCUGCUCGCUAAAGAUAUUCAACAAUCGUGAGUUCGCGCAAUUGCUCUCGCAGAGUGUUAAUCACGGUUUCGAAGCGGUGUACGAGCUCACGAAAAUGUGUACUAUCCGUAUGUCGUUCGUGAAGGGCUGGGGGGCGGAAUAUCAUAGACAAGACGUGACUUCCACCCCCUGUUGGAUCGAGAUUCACCUUCACGGGCCCCUCCAGUGGCUGGACAAAGUUCUCACUCAGAUGGGCUCCCCUCACAACGCGAUUUCGUCCGUGUCUUAG
Pieris macdunnoughi is the source of this 1269-nucleotide messenger RNA. The record is from the annotation of a GenBank genome assembly. NCBI's taxonomy places the organism in Eukaryota, Metazoa, Arthropoda, Insecta, Lepidoptera, Pieridae.